Messenger RNA from Diutina rugosa, 555 nucleotides. RefSeq lists its product as uncharacterized. The transcript has a single exon. Lineage: Eukaryota; Fungi; Ascomycota; Pichiomycetes; Serinales; Debaryomycetaceae. The record is from RefSeq and is a predicted model, not a curated record. The coding region runs from base 1 to 555 and encodes 184 amino acids.
AUGUACUUAAUCUGGGUGUGGGUGGCGCUCGUGGCGGCGGCGUUCAACGUCAGUGCCCCCGAGCUCGAGCUUGUCGAGCUGAUUGCCCACCACAACUUCAGUCUCUACCUCCCCGCCAUCACCGAGUUGUUUGUGGAAGAGGCUGAUCUUGAAGAUAUAUGGACAGAGCUAGAAGUCGACCCUGCCCAGGCCGCCGAGAUUGAGGCUGACGCCGCCGAAGGCAAAUUCAGUGCUGACAUUGAGGAUGCCCACAACCGCUACCAACUGAUCCUCAACGAGGUCGAGUGGAAUGACGACACCUUCGGCAACCCCAUCGCCACCACCAACUGGGUGUGGUACCACGGGCGCGUGUUGUCGUACGACGAUCUUUUCGCAAUCAAGACCAGUGCCCACUCGGAGCUGGUGGAAGAGUAUGACCGAGUCAUCGGCGAUACAGGUCCGGUGAUGAUCUUUUACGGCGAUUACACUUCCGACGACUUCCCCUUGUGGCUCUCAAACCUCGUCGAGAACGCUAACCUGGGCAAAUUGCGGUUUGUCUGGCGCUACAUCGUAUAG